This is a messenger RNA of Oncorhynchus masou masou (cherry salmon), 615 nucleotides long. Its product is annotated as collagen alpha-1(VI) chain-like. The record is from RefSeq and is a predicted model, not a curated record. NCBI's taxonomy places the organism in Eukaryota, Metazoa, Chordata, Actinopteri, Salmoniformes, Salmonidae. The coding region runs from base 184 to 615 and encodes 143 amino acids. The transcript has 4 exons.
UCAAGGCGUUCCGUCCAAUGCGCGCUCCCGGGUUGGCUCAGGGGUUGUAACCGACUAACGGAAUUAGAACAUUGACAGAGCUCCGGUUUCAUCCAUCUUCUGAAGUUCAGUACGGAGGUUCGGGUUGGAGACGGUUUGGGGUGAUUUGGGUUUGAAAGUUUAGUGUUAACCGAAUAAACAGCCAUGGAGGCUCGUGGAGUUCUCUCCGUUCUGUGCGUCGGUGCGAUGUUUGCCGUGGCGCUCGCACAGCAGACCGACAGACCCAAGUUCUGGGAGUGUCCGGUGGACCUGUUCUUUGUUCUGGACACGUCUGAGAGUGUUGCUCUGAGGGCCAAACCUCCCAACUUCUACAUUGACCAGAUCAAGAGCUUUACUGAACGCUUCAUCAUGGAGCUCAAGGAGAUGCGCCACCCAUGUGACCGGUCCCUGACAUGGAACUCUGGAGCGCUGCACUACUCUGAUGAGAUCAUCUUAGUGCGCCAGCUGAGUGACAUCGCCACCGAGCGCCAGGCGCUCAUCAGUGACAUCAAGGGCAUCAGCUACAUCGGCAAGGGAACACACACUGACUGUGCCAUCAAGAGAGGCAUCGCUGAGCUGCUCAUAGUACCUGUCUAA